AUGAUCACACAAAGAGGAAUCGAGGCGAACCCUGAGAAAAUUCAAGCAAUAUUGGAUAUGGAACCACCCACGUCAACUAAAGAAGUUCAGCGAUUGACAGGGCAAAUGGCAACUCUGGGACGUUUUCUCUCCAAGUCAGCCGAAAGGGAGCUACCCUUCUUACGAACACUAAGAGCAGGAAAAAAAUUUGAGUGGACAGAACAGUGUCAAAAAUCAUUCGAAGCGUUGAAAGAAUAUUUGAAAGGAGUUCCCCUAUUAACACGACCAAAGACUGGAGAGACGUUGUACUUAUACUUGGGGGUCCGUGAUGAAGCCAUCAGUGUAGUAUUAAUCAGGAAAGAAGGACCGGUGGAUCGACCAAUAUAUUAUGUCAGCAAGGUAUUACAAGGCCCCGAGACGCGUUAUCCCGUGGCGGAGAAAAUGGCAUUGGCCCUGCUAAAUGCAUCCAGAAAGUUGAGGCCAUACUUCCAGGCUCAUUCGAUUAUCGUACUUACAGAUCAACCUUUACGAAGUAUUUUACAAAAACCCGAAUGUUCUGGUCGCCUUACCAAAUGGUCCAUUGAGUUAAGCGAAUAUGAUAUCCAAUAUCAACCUCGACAAGCCAUAAAAGGACAGGCACUAGCUGACUUUAUUGUGGAAUGCACUCACUCCAGCAAAGUAGGAGAAAAUGAGCAGGCAGUAUGGUUGUUAUUUGUUGAUGGAGCAUCUGGUUCACAAGGAAGCGGAGCUGGAAUAGUACUAGUAUCCCCUGAAGGAGACACGUUGGAAUAUUCUCUGCGAUUUUCUUUUUCAAGUACCAACAAUGUGGCUGAGUAUGAAGCCUUAAUCGCCGGAAUGAGGAUAGCAAAGAAAUUGAAGGUAACACGAUUGGUUGCCCAUAGUGAUUCUCAGUUAAUUAUGCAGCAGUUUCAGGGACAAUUUGAAACCAGGGAACAAAUAAUGGCUCAGUACUUGCAUAAAGUCAAAGACCUAGCCCAAACAUUCCAGAGCUUCCAAUUAACACAAAUAAACAGAUCCCUUAAUGGGCACGCUGAUGCUUUAUCUAAAUUAGCAUCCACUAGAGAGAUAACAGGAAGAGCAGUAUUUGUGGAAAUGCUACACCAUCCGAGUAUCGAAGAAAAAGAAGUAUCAUGCAUUGAGACGGGGACAGACUGGAGAUCGCCCUUCUAUCGUUAUCUCACUAACAAUGAAUUACCAAACGAUCCACAAGAAACGAGAAGGCUUAAGAUGCGGGCUUCAAGAUUUACUAUCAUAGAUGGGAUAUUAUAUAAGCGAGCUUACACUACACCUCUUCUCAAAUGCUUAGGCCCUCAAGAGGCCGAAUAUAUCCUAGCAGAAACUCAUAGUGGAAUGUGUGGAGAACAUCUGGGAGCAAGAGCUCUGGCGACCAAAAUAUUAAGAGCUGGUUUCUUUUGGCCCACACUAAGGUCAGACGCGCUAAAGAAAGUCAAGUCAAGUGACAAAUGCCAACGACAUGCUCCAGUCCAAUCUGCUCCAAUAUCCCAGCUGCAGCCUGCGUUCCAACCUAUACCCUUCGCUCAGUGGGGCUUGGAUAUUUUGGGACCUUUCCCUCAAGCACCCAGGCAAAGGAAAUUUUUAAUAGUAGCUACUGACUAUUUCACCAAAUGGAUUGAAGUUGAGCCAUUAGCCACCAUUACAGCACGAAAAGUAGAGGCAAUGGUAUGGAAAGACAUUAUUUGCCGGUUUGGAAUACCCAGAAUCAUCGUCACGGAUCAUGGGAAACAAUUCGAUUAUGACUCUUUUAGAAAAUUUUGUGAUAAUCUAGGGAUUCAACUAAGGUUCGCCUCGGUGGCGUACCCCCAAGCCAAUGGAUAA
Diospyros lotus (date-plum) is the source of this 1836-nucleotide messenger RNA. RefSeq lists its product as uncharacterized. NCBI's taxonomy places the organism in Eukaryota, Viridiplantae, Streptophyta, Magnoliopsida, Ericales, Ebenaceae. Bases 1 to 1836 code for a protein of 611 amino acids. Gene Ontology annotation, molecular function: nucleic acid binding; RNA-DNA hybrid ribonuclease activity. The transcript has a single exon. Gene Ontology annotation, biological process: DNA integration. The record is from RefSeq and is a predicted model, not a curated record.